Messenger RNA from Protopterus annectens (West African lungfish), 3165 nucleotides. RefSeq names its product kinesin-like protein KIF28P. Gene Ontology annotation, cellular component: microtubule; kinesin complex. NCBI's taxonomy places the organism in Eukaryota, Metazoa, Chordata, Ceratodontiformes, Protopteridae. The transcript is spliced from 23 exons. Bases 1 to 3165 code for a protein of 1054 amino acids. Gene Ontology annotation, biological process: microtubule-based movement; cytoskeleton-dependent intracellular transport. Gene Ontology annotation, molecular function: ATP binding; ATP hydrolysis activity; microtubule binding. The record is from RefSeq and is a predicted model, not a curated record.
AUGGACAGUGUGAAAGUAGCUGUUCGAGUCAGACCAUUCAGUCAGAGAGAAAAGGAUGCCGGAAGUAGAUGUAUGAUCUCCAUGAACUCUAGCUGCACCUCCAUUUAUGAUCCAAAACAUCCAAAAAACAGGAAAACAUUCAAAUUUGACCUGGCUUACUGGUCACAUAGUGGUUUUGUAAAGACUAGAAAUGGAAUGCUUGUUGCAGACAGCCCUAGCAGCAGAUAUGCAGACCAGAAAAAGAUUUUCAAUGACAUUGGUCGAAGCUUGUUGGACAAUGCCUGGCAAGGUUAUAAUGCCACACUUCUAGCUUAUGGCCAAACUGGCUCAGGAAAGAGCUAUACCGUGAUUGGUUAUGGUGCUAACCAAGGACUUAUCCCAAUGAUAUGCAAAGAACUCUUCAAUACAAUUAACAACAACCAAGACAGAAACAGGCAGUACCAGGUGUCUUACAGUAUGCUGGAAAUUUACAAUGAACAGAUUAAAGGUUUGUUAUCAAAGACUAAGCAACCUGGUGGGUUGAAACUUCGGGAAGACCAGCAGACUGGAUUCUAUGUGGAAGGUUUGAAGUGUGUGCCUUGUGAGAACUAUGCUCAAAUUGAAAGUCUGAUGGUGCAGGGAACUAAAAUGAGGACUACAGCUGCCACCAACAUGAACAGCACAAGCAGUCGGUCUCACAUGGUGAUAACUAUUCAGUUUAAACAGAUAUUCUUGGAUGAGAAGAUUAGUAAGCAGUCUAACAUAACGCUGGUGGAUCUUGCGGGCAGUGAACGACAGAAAUCUUCAGGGUCUGAAGGAGACCGAUUAAGGGAAGGGACUUCUGUGAACCUUAGCCUUGCUACUCUGGGAAAUGUCAUCAGUGCACUGGCAGAAGCUGCUACAGGCAAGAAAGUACUGCACAUUCCUUAUAGAGACUCAGUCCUCACCAAGCUCUUACAGUCAGCCCUGGGAGGAAACAGCAGGACCGUCAUGAUUGCAGCUCUGAGCCCAGCAGACAUCUGCUAUGAAGAAACAUUGUCAUCAUUAAGAUAUGCUGAAAGGGCAAAGAAAAUAAGGAAUAAAGCUAUAGUUAAUGAGAGCCCAACAGAGAAAAUUGUUAAAGAGCUGAAGGCUGAAAAUGCUAGACUGCUUUCAAAACUGUCCAGGCUUGGAAAUUCAGAAAAACAAAUGGAAGAUGAAGCAAAAGACCUUCAGCGAUUAGUGGCUGAAAAUGAACUGCAAAUUCAGGCAGUUCAGACUUUCUGGGAAGAACGUCUCAAGGAAGCCCAGAAUGAAUGGGAGGAGCAGUGUGCUGCUAUUACUCAGGAACGGCACAUGAUACAAUUGUUUCCAUACAUCGUGAAUGUUAAUGAAGACCCUCAGCUUUCUGGAGUUGUGAAAUAUUUCAUUCAAAAAGGUGUAUGCAAAGUUGGACAGGAUCCAUCAUGUUCACCUUCAAUCAUUCUUAAAGGUUUAGGCAUUAUGAAUCAGCAUGCCACUUUUACAAAUUUGGAUGGCAUAGUUACAUUGGAACCAAGUGAUCAGGCAAAGGUCUAUGUUAAUGGAACACUUCUGAUCACCAAGGUUCGGCUUAAACAUUCGGAUCGAAUCAUUUUUGGAUCAAAUAGUACAUACCUUUAUACUGGUUUCCCAUGUGAGCGACUUGCAGAUAUUGACUUAGCCCAUUUUGAUUAUGACUUCUUCCAGUCUGAGAUGGCAACAGCAGAAGGAUUUGGUAUAGAAAAAAUGGGUGCUGUAAACAGUCAGAGUGGAAGCAGCAACCCCAGUGUACUGGCUGUAUUUCAUGAUUAUAUCAAGAUAAUGCCUUUAGUCAAGGAAGCUAAUCAGAUGAGCAAGGAGUUGAGAAAGGACCUGAAGUUUGAGAUAGAAGUGAAGAAUUUAGCAAUUUCUGACUCUCGGGGUCAUGAUCUAGAAAAGGAAAUUAUAGUGAAAGUCACCAAUCAAGUAACUAGCCAGGUAUGGGUGUGGUCAAAGGCCAAAUUUAUCAACAGAAAAUUCCUGAUGGAAGAACUCUAUCAGCACUAUCUGGAUGGAGAAUGUACCAGAGUGGACAAAGAGUAUGACCCUUUCUGGGACCCAGUAGAGGCCAUUUGUUUAGGAUCUGCCCAUGUCUGGUUGCAGCCGCUUGCGUACUGUAUAAAGGUGGAAGAACAGGUGGAGUUCCUUAACUGGGAAGGCAAGGUAGAAGCAGUCCUGCAAAUCCAUCUGAAUCCUUGCUCUUGCACAGGACAGCAUUUUGGAGAAGAUGACAUUGUGAUUGAUCCAACAGAAAUGCUGGAUAAAAGAUCUGAUUUCCAGAUUGAAAUCAGUCAGUGUCUUGGAGUAAGAUGGCUGCAAUAUAUCAAAGACCGUGGAGUUCAGAUUGGGUACUGUGUGUAUGACCAUCCUUGCAAGUUCUACACAGAUCCUGUCUGGAACAACCAGAAACCAAAGUUUAACCACAAGCUGCAUUUCACAGUGUUAAAUGUGUCACAAGACUAUCUGAACUACUUACAGACAAGUGCCUUAGUCGUUGAGCUGUGGGGUCUGCAAGAGGGAUGCAACGAUCUCAUUUGGUCUUCCCAAGACAUUAAAGUCACAGACAAAGGCAGUAUAAUUAUUGACAGCAAGCGAAGAACUCUUUCCAGUCAUUGCAAUUUGGCUACCAGUGAUAGCCAGAUCUGUGAACUAUACCUCAAGCUAUCGAAACUGGAGCAGGAGACAGAGUUUUUAAGAGAAGUGAACACAGCUUUAAAAGAAGAAAACACAUAUCUAAAGAAUUCACAGAAGAAAUUUAACACCACCAGGAAUGAAUCUGCAGGAUCUAAAAAGGAAUACAAGAUGUCCAAAGUGAAGGCUAGCAGUGGUAGCACACCAGUUUCUUUCUUACCAAAAGAUCAAAGUCAAAAGGAUGCCCAAGGGACCAGUUGUGAUGCACAAUUUGCCAAAGCUCUGAAGGUUUUCUACCAAAGUAUGACUAUAGUACAAGGACAGCUGCUAAGGCUGAGACGUCACAGACCACCAGAAGAUGACAACCUGAAGACACUACAACUAUUUACAGAAGAGCAAUCACAAAUGUUCAAAGAAUUUGGAAAGCAACUUGAUGCGUGUGUUUGCAGACUGAAAGCAGAUGUGUCUACCAUAGUAAAAAAGAAACGUGAAAGCAUGAGUAACGGGAAGAGCUAA